Molecule: messenger RNA, 964 nt
Organism: Notothenia coriiceps (black rockcod)
Lineage: Eukaryota; Metazoa; Chordata; Actinopteri; Perciformes; Nototheniidae
Gene: slc35e3
Product: solute carrier family 35 member E3
Exons: 5
Source: RefSeq, a predicted model, not a curated record
ACACACUGGGCGGCUUGUAACCAGAAAUCACGGUUGUAAUCAGCUGGAGAGCAGGGAGAGAAAAAUCCUCCAGGAAAAAGUAGCGGGGAUUCGUCACCACAAAGGCCGGGAUUGGAGCUCCGAUUCCCGGGUAGAGACUCUAGAACUCUCGGUGUGUUUGAUCCUCUGGAGGUAGACAGGCGGAGGAAAAGAGGGGAGACAGAUGGAAAGAUGGAGACCCCAGUGUUAACAGAAUAGUUGAACAAAGCUCAGAUUGGGAACGCUAAGCUGAGAAACUUCCAGAACCAUGAAGCAGACAUUAUUAAAUCUAUCGCCCAACGGGCGGCUCAUCGCCGGCCUGCUGGUGAACCUGCUGUCCUCCAUCUGCAUCGUCUUCAUCAACAAAUGGAUCUACGUCCACUACGGCUUCCCCAACAUGACCCUGACUCUCGUUCACUUCGUGGUCACAUGGCUGGGGCUCUACGUCUGCCAAAAGAUGGACAUUUUCGCCCCGAAAAGCCUCCAGAUUCGCAGCAUUGUGUGGCUGGCUCUGAGCUUCUGUGGGUUCGUGGCGUUCACCAACCUCUCGCUGCAGAAUAACGCCAUAGGAACGUACCAGCUGGCCAAAGCCAUGACCACACCCGUCAUCAUCCUCAUCCAGACCACAUACUACAAGAAGACCUUCUCCACCAAGAUCAAACUCACACUGGUUCCCAUCACAUUAGGGGUGAUAUUGAACUCUUACUUUGACGUGAGGUUCAACAUGCUGGGGACGGUGUUUGCAACGCUGGGAGUCCUCGUGACGUCGCUGUACCAAGUGUGGGUCGGAGCUAAGCAACACGAGCUCCAGGUGAACUCCAUGCAGCUGCUGUACUACCAGGCUCCCCUGUCGUCUGGCUUCCUGCUCUGCGUCGUUCCCAUGUUCGAGCCGCUGACUGGAGACGGAGGGAUAUUUGGACCCUGGUCUCUGCCUGCACUGGAGAGA